UUCAGUUUUCUCCGCUGGGCUGGGUGCGCUCUGCUUAAUUAGCAUGAGAAUAGAAAGGCAUUCUCCCUAUCCUCCCUUAGGGAUGGAGAGGAAAGAAGAGCAAAGGCUGUAGCUCUGUCCUACUCCAUCAGAGAUUCUGGGACUGGGAGAAUGACCACCUUCACAUUUCUCCAAUCCUCUGAGGACCCCAGGACCCACGGUAUUGAGAAAAGCUUUGAUGGAGCCGGCUGGUAGAUCUCCACUCCAGAUUUUCCAGCUGUCCCUGUCCCCCCACCGCUCAGAGAGCAGGAUGCUGAGAUGGCUCGGUGAUGCAGAAGAAAAAUCAUUGGCACAGAGGGAUGGAGACGCCUGGCCAUAGGUUUUGGAACCACUAUGGUUCCAUCCCUUUACCUCCGAGAAAACAAAAAGGCAGAUCGUCCCAUAUGCUGAUGAGGAAAGGUCCAGUUGUGCUCCAAGGUGACAAUCACCUUGACCAAGGGUUUAGCACCCAGGUAACAGCAAGGACUACUCCAGUUUCCAAGUGAAACUAGCCAGGGGCACUGUUUCCUUGUUACCUUUCAAAUCCUCUUCUUAUCAUGUCCCGCUGUUAACUAAUGAAGAGCUUUACCUGAUAGAUCUUUCUACCCUAAGAAGGCUAAUAGUCAUUCCUGCAGCAUUGACUCAAGGACUAGUUUGCUGUGGAACGAGAUUCCAGUGAGGUGCCCUUCUGCAGUUCAGCACGAGGACGGUUCCUUCAGGCAGGCUUCCCAUAGAUAUUGAAAGGUUAACUUACUAUCAGAACCGCACCAGCUGUUGCUUCUUUUCCAUCCUGCUCUGGCCUUUCUUUAAGACCUCGGAUUAUCUACGAACAUUAGCUGUUUUAGGACCCAUUUGCAGUCAUGAUCUCACUCUACUUGCAGAUCAGCUGGAGAUUAUAAAAUUCUGAAGUUCAGUCUCUGAGAGCUUUACUGAUUUAUCGUCCUACUUAAGCAAAAUAAGCAGUGAUUCUUGCAUAUCUGAAGAAAACCUCAACAUCUAGACUACUGUGGAGGACAUUUUCACUGAGGCACAUCCCUAACUUGAGAGAUGGGGAGUGAAUUCAAAAGAAUUGUUCUGCUGAAAGGAUUUCAGCACAUCAGUGAUUAUCAGUUUAGCAUGAUUAAGAGUUUACUGGCCAAGGAUUUAAGACUGACUAGUAAAAUGCAAAAUGACUAUGACAGAAUUAAGAUUGCUGACUUGAUGGAAGUAAAGUACCCUGGGGCUGCCUGUGUUGAAAAAUUAAUAGACUUGAUCAAAGAUAUAGAAGAAAUUAAAGACCUUGCUAAAACUCUUCGAAAGGAGAGGUUAAAAGUUAUUAGGAGAAGCAGAGCAAAAGAAGCAACUCCAGUGAAAAAAAGCAAGCUGAAUAAAACCAGUCCUGACCAAUCUACAUCCACCACUGAUAAAGCUUUGGGACCUGAAUCAAUCAAGGAUACACCUGUGAAGGGAAAGAAAACCACAAAAACUAAUGAAUCUGAGAGGAUGAAUCUAAAGAAGGAUCAGAGUCAGCUUCCAGGAUUGUUAAUAACCAGUACAGAGUCAACUGAGAGCCUUCCCCAGACUCCUCAAAUGCUUCCACCAAACCCAUCCAGCAGCUCUUCAACCAAGAAAAAAAAUGACAUAGCCACCAAAAUUAACGACUUAAAAAGGAAGACCGUAUCUCAGAAACAGAGUCAACUUCCAGGAACUUCAGCAACCAGCAAAUGCCCAACUGGGAGCAGUUGUCCAGUGAAAUCUAUACCUCCACCAACACCAUCCAGCAGUUUCUCAGUCAAGGAAGAAGAAAAUACAUAUUUUUGGAUUCAAAGAAUAGAAGACACAACCAAUAAAACGCUUGACUCCAAGAAAAAGAAACUAUGCCCGGAGCAGAGUCAGCUUCCACAAUGUGCAAACUUCAGCAUGAUCCCAAAUGAGGGCUGCCUUCAGACUCCUCAGAUGCUGCCACCAACCUCAUCCAGCAGUUCCUCAACCAAGAAACCAAAAUUGAAGGCUGUACCUAAAGAAGCUUCCAGAGAGGAGGGCUUCCAGAGGGGGCCCAAAGAAGUGAUGGUGCUGAAAGCAACGGAACCAUUUACAUAUGAUGUCAGAGAAGGCGAGAGGAAGAUGUUUCAUGCCACAGUGGCUACUGAGAGCCAGUUCUUCCAAGUGAAGGUUUAUCAUGUUGACCUGAAGGAGAAGUUCAUCCCAAAGAAAAUCAUUGCCAUAUCAGAUUAUUUUGGCCGCAGUGGGUUCCUGGAGGUGUUCAAUGCCUCAUCUGUGUCUGAUGUUAACCCUGACCGAAAGAUGGAGAUCUCUAAAAGCCUGAUUCAAAAGGCAAAUGCAACUCCUAAAAUCAGUCAUCUUUACUCGCAAGCUCUAGGAACAUUUGUGAAUGGGGUGUUUCUGGUGCAUGAGAAAUUGGUACGUAAUGAAUGCAUAUAUUAUGAAAUACAAGAUAAUACAGGAGUGAUGGAAGUCCUGGUUUAUGGAGAACGACUGACCAGAAUCAGCUGUGAGAAAGGCGAUAGACUUACACUCAUCUGCUUUGAAUUGGCAGUCACCAAGGCCAGGAAAAGCAAGGAACAACCAUUCAAUCCUGAAUCAUAUAUGGAAACCUGAUUAUAGCUGUUCUUCUAAAAACCUGGAUGUCAUUAAUAUUGAUGUUUAUGGAGCUAAGAUCUAAGUACAGAAAAAAAGUAUAUAUGUAUACAUAUGGUUGAAAUACCACAAUAUGUAUACUAGCCAUUAAUUCUUAGGGAUGGGGUGCUUUGCAUUUUUUUAUACUUUUCUGUAUCAUCUCAAUUCCUAAUUUUGCAUCUAUAACUUUUAUAAUUUGGAAAUAAUAAUAAACAUGAUUUUUCCUAAAGACAUGCCUCCCUAGGAGUCUAGUUCAUUGCUUAAAAGCAAAUAGUCUGUGGGCUGCAAAUCAGAUAGGGAUACUUAAGACCCAAGCAAUAUUUGGAUUUAUACUUUGGUUGUGAUCUUUACAGAAUAUAACUCUGGUAAAGAAUGAACAGGUUGAACAAGCUGUGCCCUGCUCAAAGAAACCCAAGAAGAAGGCAGAGCAGCUGAAACUAGUCUGUGCUUCAAUUGCCAACCCCUAUCGUAGGGUGGAGUUGCUUUAGUCCAAAACAAUGAUAUCUUUUCAGAAUUGAUCUCCUGGAGGGGCCAUAAUUGGGUAAUUUGUGUACCAAAUAAGGCAGCUUCUGAUGAUUUGCAUGAAGUCACUAGUAUAUGUUGGAAGUAAUUCUAGCCCUGUCUGAUGUGAAAUAACUGGUUCCACUUACUUAUUCAGGUACCAACAGGUUAGUAGCUCUGCAGCUAUACUUCCUGGUUCUCACAUGUGUGGAUCCUAUGAGGAAGUUGCUCCAGGCAAAGACUUGCAUUAGGCAAACACUGAUGAAUAAUUAAUUUAGUUUAGAGUACAAUGGCGGAAAGUAGAUAGCUAACACUGAAAUUUACAAUGUAGUUUUUUACAUGUAUUUUACUGAAGUAGAGUUGAUUUAUAGUGUGUGUUAAUUUCUGCUGUACAGCAAACUGAUUCAGCUAUACAUAUGAAUGUAUUCUUUUUUGUAUUCUUUUCCAUUAUGGUUUAUUACAGGAUAUUGAAUAUAGUUUCCUUACAGUGUAUUUCUUGAUCACAUAUUUGGUACCUGGUGUUUUGCAAUUAUUUUGUGUCACUUAAUCUUAUAUUAGCUCUAGAGGGUUGAUAGCGUUCUUCUUUUCACUCCCCUAGUAAGAAAAAUAAGGGACAGAAGGUAAGAUCAUGUUCCUAAUGAUUAGAACAGUCCAUCAUAACAAGAAUUUCCCUCAUGACACUUUAUUGUCAAGGCUUCCUCCAAUCCAAGCUCCUGGUAACCACUGACAUAGUUUCUUAACUUAAACUUUUCCCUUUUCCAGAGUUUCCUAAAAUGGAAGUUAAAAUGUAUAUAGCAUUUUGAGUCUGACUUCUUUCACUUAGUAUAGUAUGUUUAAGAUUCAUCCAUGUAGUUGUGUAUAUCAGUUUAUUCCUGUUUAUUGCUGCGUAGAAUUCAAUGUGUGGACCCACCAAAGUUUGUUUAUCCAUUCCCCAAGUGAGGAGCAAUUGGA
Molecule: messenger RNA, 4086 nt
Organism: Globicephala melas (long-finned pilot whale)
Lineage: Eukaryota; Metazoa; Chordata; Mammalia; Artiodactyla; Delphinidae
Source: RefSeq, a predicted model, not a curated record